Messenger RNA from Dendrobium catenatum, 1380 nucleotides. RefSeq names its product novel plant SNARE 13. The transcript has 10 exons. Gene Ontology annotation, molecular function: SNARE binding; SNAP receptor activity. Gene Ontology annotation, biological process: retrograde vesicle-mediated transport, Golgi to endoplasmic reticulum; vesicle fusion. NCBI's taxonomy places the organism in Eukaryota, Viridiplantae, Streptophyta, Magnoliopsida, Asparagales, Orchidaceae. Gene Ontology annotation, cellular component: ER to Golgi transport vesicle membrane; Golgi apparatus; endoplasmic reticulum membrane. Bases 239 to 1060 code for a protein of 273 amino acids. The record is from RefSeq and is a predicted model, not a curated record.
AGGAAAAAAAAAAAUCUCCAUUUUUUCUCAUCCUAGGCGUUUCUUGUUCCUGAUAAAACCUGUUCCCAUCCUUCUUCCCCUUUUCUUCUCGCUCUGGAAAUCUUCACCGUGUAAUAAUAUCUCUAGGAAAAAAAAAAAAUCUACCGGGGUUUGUUAAUUCCUCAGUUGUCGGGCGUGAUGGCGUGAGAUUUCGAUCAUAGGAAAUCUCCAUUCGCCGAUCUGACGAAUUUUUUGACGAAUGGCGAGUGAUCUAAGGAUGAACGCUGAAAUGGAGGAGACAGACGGUGAGAUCCAGGAUAUCCUUCGUGCCCUCGCCAAUGGGUUUCAGAAAGUGGAUAAGAUCAAGGAGCCUAAUAGACAGAGCAAGCAGUUGGAGGAGCUUACCGGGAAAAUGAGGGAGUGCAAGCGCCUUAUAAAGGAAUUUGAUCGUGAAAUUAAGGAAGCAGAGAGUAGUAAUCCACCUGAGGUCAAUAAGCAGCUCAAUGACAGGAAGCAAUCCAUGAUCAAGGAGCUAAACUCAUAUGUGGCCCUCAGGAAGACGUAUAUGAGUAGCCUAGGAAACAAAAGGAUAGAGCUAUUUGAGUUGGGCGGUGGAAGCGGUGACCCUACAACUGACGAGAAUGUUCAACUGGCAUCAACUAUGUCAAAUCAAGAGCUAAUAACUGCUGGCACGAAGAGGAUGGAAGAAACUGAUCAGGCGAUUGAGCGGUCAAAAGUGGUUGUGGAACAAACAAUCGAAGUGGGAACACAGACAGCAGCAAAUUUGAAGGGCCAAACUGAGCAAAUGGGCCGCAUUGUGAAUGAUCUUGACACAGUCCAGUUUACUAUAAAGAAGGCAACUCAACUUGUGAAAGAGAUUGGCAGGCAGGUUGCAACUGAUAAAUGCAUCAUGUUUUUCUUGUUCUUAGUUGUUUGUGGUGUAAUUGCAAUCAUUAUUGUGAAGAUCGUAAAUCCACACAAUAAGAAUAUUAGAGAUAUCCCUGGGCUCGCACCACCAGCUCAAACUUCAAGGAAACUACUGUCAACAAUUCCUUUGGUAGGAAACCUUCAAUAUUUCUAAAGAAGAUUAUUUUCCUGGAGGCGUUUUCUGGAGUGUCCUCACCGCGGUGCUUAUGCAUGCAGAGAUUCAGUUGAGUGAUAAUUUGUUCUCAGUUUAGUAUCUUUUUGUGCUCCUUAAAUUCCGUAAUAUAGCUUCCAUCAUCUUCAUUGUGGUGAUUCAGAAGACUGCCGAGGAAACAUUGUGGAUUAUAUAUUACUAAUUUUUCUCAAGAUUGUCUGUCUUUUCAUUUGUGUAUUCUUUAGACCAACCAAUGUAUGAAGAUAUUAUAACCUACAGGCUUUGAUUUGUGAAUGAUGAGCUAAUUCCUGUGUUUAAUUGCA